Messenger RNA from Dentiscutata heterogama, 549 nucleotides. The record is from the annotation of a GenBank genome assembly. Lineage: Eukaryota; Fungi; Glomeromycota; Glomeromycetes; Diversisporales; Gigasporaceae.
GAUUCUGAACAUGAAGAAAGAGAGAUUUCAGUUCUUCUAGAAAAUUAUGACAGGCCUUUGUCUUAUCCUCUCAAGUUGCAAAACAUUGGGAUUCUCACACAACCAAGAACAAAGUUGUGUCAAAACUAUAUAAGAAAUCCAUGUGAUAUACUUAAUAUACCAGUGAACUCUAAAGAACAUACUAAUAAAAAGACUAAUUAUAAAAAGAUAAAUGAUCAUAAGAUGUCUAAUGAAGAUAUAAUACUAGAUGACAAUGAAUUAUUGAGAGGUAAAGAAAUAAAUUAUAAAAGUUUUUUUGAUGAUAGAAUAAUGAAUGAAGAAGAAAUGCCUGUGGAUUAUAGUAACGAAGUGUCAAGUGAUGAAAAGUCAGAUUUUCUUGAUAAUAAAAUAUUGGAUGAUGAAGAAAUACUAGUAGAUUAUAAUAGCAAAAUAUCAAACGAAGAAUCUGAUUUAUUUGAUAAGGAUAUAUUAGACAAUAAUGAAAUACCAAUAGAUUAUAAUAAUGAAGUGCCAAAAGAAGAAUCUGAUAAAGUGUUGAUAAAGCAUUAG